This is a messenger RNA of Acanthopagrus latus (yellowfin seabream), 1233 nucleotides long. RefSeq names its product X-ray repair complementing defective repair in Chinese hamster cells 2 (gene xrcc2). Gene Ontology annotation, biological process: double-strand break repair via homologous recombination; DNA strand invasion. The record is from RefSeq and is a predicted model, not a curated record. Gene Ontology annotation, cellular component: replication fork; Rad51B-Rad51C-Rad51D-XRCC2 complex; centrosome. The transcript is spliced from 6 exons. NCBI's taxonomy places the organism in Eukaryota, Metazoa, Chordata, Actinopteri, Spariformes, Sparidae. Bases 178 to 1065 code for a protein of 295 amino acids. Gene Ontology annotation, molecular function: ATP hydrolysis activity; ATP binding; four-way junction DNA binding.
ACGUCACAUCCGGUCCUGGGUCCGUUCUGCUCACCAGCAGCUGAUCGUGCCGCGCACAGCACACACAUUACGGUAACGGCUCGCUCUCCGUCCUUUACGGUAGAGGAGUAGAAGCCGGAAGUGAGCUCAGCCGCGCGGGCUCGUUGUUCUGAGAACGAAGAUGAAGCUCGUGUUGAGAUGACUGAAAGCGGCGCUCAGCUGUUUGCUCGUCUGGAGGCUCGACGCUCUCUGAAGGACAUCGAAACUCGCCUGUUUCCUGAAGAUGGAGGACCCGACCAAGGUGAGGUGGUGGAACUGUAUGGACCAGAGGGAACAGGUAAGACAGAGCUGCUCUACCACCUGCUGUGUCGCUGUGUGUUGCCGGUGGCGUCCGGCGGUCUAGAGGUAGACGUUGUGUUCGUGGACACCGACUACAGUCUGGACAUGUUACGACUGGUCAGCAUCCUGGACAGUAGGCUGAACACAGCUCGUUCUACGCGCUCGCCCUCGACAGGUUCAGAUGAGGCCUUGUUGCGUCAGUGUCUGUCUCGCCUCCUCGUCGUCCAUUGUUCCUCCUCCUCCCAGCUCCUCCUCACCCUCCACUUCCUGGAGACCUCCUUGUCUUCUCGGCCUGGCCUGGCGCUCCUACUCAUUGACAGCAUCUCUGCUUUCUAUUGGCAGGACCGCUGUGAGGGCGGGGCCAGCAUCGCGAAACAGGAAGAGAGGCUCAGCAAGUGUACAGAGCUGCUGGGUCGACUGCUCAGGGAUUACAGAAUAACCGUCUUCGCCACCUGCCACGCCAUCAGGAGGAGCUACAGUGGACCUCCCUCCUCUUCCUCUUCCUCCUCCUCCUCCUCCUCCUCUGAGUUCGACCGACCAUAUCUCUGUCGCCCCUGGCAACGGCUGGUGACCCACCGGCUGCUGUGCUCCAGGCAGGAGGCUGCAAACAACAUGGCCGCCACAGCAGGAGGCAGCAAGGAGAAGAGGAGUCGACAUGUCUUCACUGCUCGCUGCACCUCCUCCAGGACGAAGGCUUCCAGGAGCAGCUCCUUCUGUGUCGCAGACGGAGGAGUGGAGUUUACCUGAACGGUAACUGAGCUGCAGACACCAGGACAUUUACUGCAGGUGAAACCAGCUGCGGACAGGAAGUUGUUGCUUUACUAUAACUUUAUAUUUUCCUUACAGAAAAGUAGUUCUCUAUAUAUUUGUGUUAAUGUUCAACACAGUUGUUCAAUAAAGUUUGCUGAUGUUAGA